AUGGACGAGAAUAGAGCACGCCGUCACUGCACACCUUCGAAGCUCGGCCGAGGAGCCGACUUCAUCAGCGCCCUCCCGACGGACCUGCUUCUCCAGGUCCUUGUCCGCCUUGGCUGCGCCCGCGCCGCCGCACGCACCAGCAUCCUCUCCCGCCGGUGGCGCGGCCUCUGGACCCGCCUCCCCAAGCUCACCUUCCGCGACAUCACGUCCGGCCCGCUCCUAGCAGCUCUCUCCUCGCUCGGACCUAGUGGCGUGCCCCUCUCCCUCCUCGACAUCCACAUCCCUGAACCACAGAUCAAGGUGCAUGUCGACCGCGGCCCUAGAUGGGCCGGCGGCCGAGCGAGAAGACAGAGUUACCGAUUACAACCCCUACAUCCCACCAACCAGGUCACCAUGCUGCUCCGCGCCGCCGGGAGGCUCUCGCCGGCGGCGUUCCGCUUCAGCCACCCGCACGAACUAGAGAACCCGUACGUCGACGUGGACCUGUCCAGCUGCUUCCACCACGCCACCUCCAUCGAGCUCGACGCACGGUUCAUCUGCUUCCCCCACCCACGGUCGGGGUUCCCCGCGCUCGAGAGUCUGUCGCUCUCUGGUUGCGUUGUCAUUCUCGCCGUCGUGGUACCCCUCUGUCCGCGCCUGCGCGUGCUCAGGGUGCCUCGCGCUUACCUCCAGGGCGAAGUUAUCACCGUUCGCUCGGCGUCGCUACAGGAGUUCUUCGUGGAGAACGAUAUCGCCGGCGCAUCAACGAGACGUGUGGACAUAGAGGCCCCCACGCUAAAGCAAUUGACCAUGUUGUUCCGCAACAGUGGCGACCUCAGCGUCUCUGUUCUGGCACCAGAUUUGGAAAAGGUCUCGUGGCGGUGCAUCUAUUCCGGCGUGAGGGUUGGGAUUGGUGUUUGGGGCCUCUCCGGAGUGAGUUUACAGACCAAGGAGAGAAAUGGACAGGGGCUUCUCCCUCCCGUCCAUAUCUUUUACUUGCUGACUAUAAUGUCCUUUCCGAAAAUUGUUUUAGCGGCAUCAACGUAA
Molecule: messenger RNA, 1026 nt
Organism: Triticum turgidum subsp. durum (durum wheat)
Lineage: Eukaryota; Viridiplantae; Streptophyta; Magnoliopsida; Poales; Poaceae
Source: the annotation of a GenBank genome assembly